Lagenorhynchus albirostris (white-beaked dolphin) is the source of this 1375-nucleotide messenger RNA. RefSeq lists its product as uncharacterized. The coding region runs from base 434 to 1375 and encodes 313 amino acids. The record is from RefSeq and is a predicted model, not a curated record. The transcript is spliced from 2 exons. Lineage: Eukaryota; Metazoa; Chordata; Mammalia; Artiodactyla; Delphinidae.
GGAGACCUGUGCUGAUGCCCAAGACGGGGAGCUGGACGGGCUGUGGACGACCAUCUCCAUCUUCAUCACCCUCUUCCUGCUCAGCGUGUGCUACAGCGCCACCGUGACGCUCUUCAAGGUGAAGUGGAUCUUCUCGUCGGUGGUGGAGCUGAAGCAGACGAUUGUCCCCGACUACAGGAACAUGGUCGGACAGGGUGCCUAGCGCUUGCUACGGGCUGCGUCCUGGGCUGCCCCUGACCUAUAGGACCACGUCUAUCCCCCUGUGCCGCUCAGCCUGCGCCAGGCCUCUCCUCCGCCCGCUGACCUCGCCAGCCUCUGAGCUCACGAGCACCCUCACCUGCACCCCCGGCCUCUGGCCUCGUGGCCACCACAACCUGCCCCCCACCCCACUCACAGACCCGAGGGGACCGCAGGUGAUGCCCAACCUGAGCUGAUGUCCCCGCAGGACACCUCCGGGACCCCAGGGACCACCGGGAACACCCGGGUCGGCGUGGGGGUCCCCCUCGAGCAGGAGGAGGAGGCCGGCAUCUGGGCCUGGCCCCUGCAUCUUGUCCCGGCCGAGCUCCAGUCGCAGGGUCCCCGGGAGGAGGGCCUGUGCCAGAUGCUGGAGGGGGGCCGCCCGCCUCUCCCAGCAGGAGAGCUUCUGCAGGUGCCGCUAACGGUCCCUCAGGUCACCUCCACCGAGGACGCUGCUCAGAGCAAGGCCCGGGCCCGAGGCCGCUGCAGGAGCCCCAGCGCGGGAGGCGGUGAGGUCCAGCCAGACCGGCCUCCCGGGGAGCACGCUGUUGACCUGGUGCCCCGCGGGCUGAGCUGGAGGGGCUCCCGGAAAAGAGGGCAGAAGGCGCGGCCAGCCCAUCCUGCAGCCAAAGGCCUGAGGCACGUACAGCAGGAGCUCCGCCUGCACCGGGGUGGGGGUGAGAGACGCGACCCGCGUAGGGCCAGCCUCGGACCCCGGGCCCCCGCCUCAGGGCCCGGUACCAGCUCUCCGGUCUCUGCGGAAAAGCGCAGUCAGCAUGCGCGUGUGGUGGAGCUGCUCCCAGACUGGAGAGAAGGGCCCCGUGAUCGCAGCUCGGGAGGCCUUUCUCCUUCUGAACGUGGGGCCCGUCGAUGCUCUUCGCUGUGUCUUCAUUUUGUUACGACAAUAAAGCGUUCUUUACAGUCGCCUAGCUCGCUGAGAAGUCUCCCUAGGUUGACACGCCGCCUACCCUCGGGAAAUCCACAGCCAGUCUCCCCCAUGCCACCACCCAAGCCUGGGGUUCCCACCUGGCCUGUGGGUGCAGGGGCGAGCCAGGGGCCUGGGGGAGCCAUGGGGAAGCCGCACGUGUUGGGUGUGUCUGCACAGGCGGCUGUAACAGACACCACAGGGGGCCUUUGA